AAUUAAAAUGCAAGUUGUUCGAAUUCAAACCAACAUCCGAAGUGCUGAUAUUCCAGAAAAGUUUGAACAAGAUGUGAUCUACAAUUUAUCAGUUGUAAUGGAAUUACCAGCUGAUAAAUUCGUGAUUAUUGUUGAGCCGGCAGUUAGAAUGAGAAUUGGAUUUGAGAAUAAAGAAAUUCCAGUUGCAAUUGUAAAUUUCCAAACAACCCGGCCUUCUUCUCGAAUCGAAAAUGACUCAUAUGCAAAAAAAUUGACAUCAGUGCUCAAUGAGCAGUUGAAGCUUGAUCCCGCCCAUAUUUUCAUAUCAUUUGAUUUUAAAGAUGCAAAAAGUUUUGCAACUCAAGGGAAGACAAUUGCUUCUUUGUAUGAAUAAAUUUGUAAAAAAGUUGAAA
Messenger RNA from Caenorhabditis elegans, 392 nucleotides. It is a transcript of the gene mif-4, whose product is annotated as Macrophage migration inhibitory factor. The transcript has 3 exons. The record is from RefSeq and is marked reviewed. Bases 8 to 373 code for a protein of 121 amino acids. Gene Ontology annotation, biological process: signal transduction. NCBI's taxonomy places the organism in Eukaryota, Metazoa, Nematoda, Chromadorea, Rhabditida, Rhabditidae.